Callorhinchus milii (elephant shark) is the source of this 3607-nucleotide messenger RNA. RefSeq names its product eukaryotic translation initiation factor 2-alpha kinase 3 (gene eif2ak3). The record is from RefSeq and is a predicted model, not a curated record. Gene Ontology annotation, molecular function: protein binding; protein kinase activity; ATP binding. NCBI's taxonomy places the organism in Eukaryota, Metazoa, Chordata, Chondrichthyes, Chimaeriformes, Callorhinchidae. Gene Ontology annotation, biological process: protein phosphorylation.
AAAAAACCAAAACACCGGCUGUGCGCGGGGCAGAGCUUCAUGUCCCAUCCCGAGUCCCGGCGGCGGCUCCCGCUCCUCAUGAUCCGCUCAUGGAAACCCGGGGCCGCUUCGGGACGCGUCUGCCGCUGCUGCUGCUGCUCCUCUGCCAGGCUCUGACCACCCACUGCCCCGCGGGGGCGGCCCGCGGCUCCCACACCGCCGAGGAGGAGGAGGAGGAGCCGUCCCUCUGGCCCCGCGAGCCCGCGGCAGCCGAGGUGACCGUGGAGGACGAGGCGGAGGAGAGCGACGGGAGUGAGGAGGAGAAGCGCAGGUCAUUGAUAAUUAUCAGCACGUUGGACGGACAUAUUGCUGCACUCGAUCCGGAGGAUCACGGAAGCAAACGGUGGGAGCUGGAUAUGGGCACAGGCUCCCUGGUUUCCUCUAGCCUCAGCAAGCCUGAGGUAUUUGGGAACAAAGUAAUAAUUCCGUCUCUGGACGGUGAUCUCUUUCAAUGGGACCGAGACCAGGAGAGCAUGGAGGCUGUGCCCUUCACUGUGGAGUCUCUGCUGGAAUCUUCCUAUAGAAUUGGUGAUGAUGUGGUCUUGGUCGGUGGGAAGUCGCGGACGAGCUAUGGGUUAAAUGCAUACACCGGAAAGCUACAGUAUGUUUGCUCUGCUGCGGGGUGUCGCCGUUGGGGUAAAGAGGAGGCAGCUGAACACAGCUCAGACCUGCUGCUCUUGCAGCGCACACAGAAAACCGUCCGAGCCGUGGGACCACGAUCUGGGGCUGAGAAGUGGAAUUUUAGUGUGGGGCACUACGAGCUCAAGUUUGUCCGUGAUGUCAUGUCCAAUGUUAACUACAUAGAGAGCGAUUCUAAGCCCGGCAGCAAGAAGGAAGAAGUGAAGAUUAUGCCUGAAGAGGCCCAGGAUGUGAUUAACGGCAUGGUUAUAAAAGUCUCUGUCACUGACUGGAAAGUGAUGGCUUUUAACAAUCAAGAUGGAGGGCAACUGGAGUGGGAGCAUCAGUUCUAUACUCCAGUUGCAUCAGCUUGGUUAGUUGAGGAUGGAGAAGUGAGUCCGAUCAGGUUAUUUGAUGCCAGUUACAGCACAGACAGCCAAGGUGGACAAGAUGAUGAGGAGGACCUUGUGGAGGCAGCACGGAGCGCCGCGGAGUCCAGUGUGUACCUCGGAAUGUAUAAAGGACAACUCUAUGUGCAGUCAUCGACCCCCUUAAAGUUACCAACAUUUGACAAAACGAGGGCAGAGCACGUCAUUAUCCACUUGCCUAAACUGAAAUGGAAUCCUCUCAUCCAUUCUCCAUCCAGGACUCCAGCACUGGUUAGUUCUGAUGAGCACGAUAAAUGCCUGAUCAACGAUAGACUCUCUCAUGAGGAGUAUAGCAGUAGGGGCUUGUCAAUUCUGCAGUAUCCAUAUGACAAUGGCUUUUAUUUGCCUUACUAUGGGAAGGAGAAACAACAGUGUGACAUUCGCAGAGUCUUGCGCCGUUCGGAUUCAAAGAACACCACCAAAAAGGACCCCACUCUUUUGCUGCACUGGUGGAGAGAAAUUGUCUGCACCAUUAUUUUUUGUGUUGUCGCAACGACCUUUAUAGUUCGCAAACUUGUUCACGCCUCAACUUCAGGAAGGGAAUGUGUCCGGCAAAGGAAAGAGUCAGAGACGCAGUGUCAGACUGACUCCAAGAGUGAUACAGCUACUGAAGAGCUAAAGGAAAUUCAGGGAAUCGACUCCAAGUCAACUGGUUAUGUGUCCAGAUGCCUCACAGACUUUGAAUUGGUGCAGUGUCUCGGUCGCGGAGGGUUUGGUGUCGUCUUUGAAGCAAGAAACAAAGUCGAUGACUGUAAUUAUGCCAUCAAGAGGAUUCGUCUCCCAAAUCGUGAGCAAGCCCGUGAGAAGGUGAUGCGGGAGGUUAAGGCUCUGGCCAAACUGGAACAUCCUGGAAUUGUCCGCUAUUUCAAUGCUUGGAUAGAGGCACCGCCUGAAGGAUGGCAGGAGGAGAUGGAUAAAAAGCUGCUGAAGGAUGAAAGCACGGAAUGGCCAGCCAGUUCCCCAGAUGCACUGGAAGCUGCCUCUGCUAACCGGCCCAAACCUGUAAUGCUAACAAACUGUUUUGGGCACUUCACACCUUCAGUGAAUGUGCUCACUCCCCCUGUUGUUGCUGCCGGUCAGCGGUUACCUUCGGGAGAGCCGUGCGGGGGUCUACGGUUUUCAAAGGACCUGAGUCAGUCUAUGGAGCAGUUGCAGUGUGGCCAGGACAGUCUUCUAUCUGAAUGUGGAAGCGAGGACCGGUCUGACGUGGCACAUUCCUUUGAGCUGUGUGUGUCGGUUGGCAGUAACUUAAGGAACGAGGACAGGACCUCGUCCUUCGAUAUAGUGUUUGAAGACUCUGGCUGUGACCGUUCUUCAGAGCACAAUCUCAACCCGAACUCAUCCAGCCACGGUGCAGGCGACAGUGGGCAAUUGGCUUCCUCCUCUGACACCGGGACCACCAGUGAUAACAGGCUGUCCUCUGGCCACACUCUGUCCCAAUCUCCUCCCAGACCUACCUCCCUGUAUUUGGACUUGUGUAAAGGACUGGAGGACAAGAACAAACUGAACUCGCCCAAGGUUUACUUGUAUAUACAGAUGCAGCUCUGCAGGAAAGAGACGCUAAAGGAUUGGAUGAGCACACAGUGUACGAUGGAAGCCAGGGACCGAACUGAAUGCCUGAGGAUAUUUUUACAGAUGGCUGACGCGGUACAUUUUCUGCAUGCUAAAGGUUUAAUGCACAGAGACCUUAAGCCUUCGAAUAUUUUCUUCACGUUGGAAAAUGUGGUGAAAGUUGGUGAUUUUGGACUGGUGACUGCCAUGGACCAAGAGGAGGAGGGAUGCGUACUUACCCCAAUGCCGGUAUAUGCUCGGCACACAGGGCAAGUGGGCACCAAGCUGUACAUGAGCCCAGAGCAGAUCUCAGGAAAUGCAUAUUCUCACAAAGUGGACAUCUUUUCUUUGGGACUGAUCCUAUUUGAACUGCUGAAUCCCUUCAGCACGCAAAUGGAAAGAGUGCAGACGUUAAUGGAAGUGCGAGAACAGAAAUUCCCCAUUUCAUUUUUUGAUCAGUAUCUUCAAGAGUGUGAAAUGGUGCAGCAGAUGCUCUCUCACGAGCCUUCUCUACGGCCUGAAGCUGUGGACAUCGUGGAGAGUUCCAUCUUUGAGAAUCUCGAUCUCCCCGAGAAGACGGUGUUGAGGCAGAGGACACGAACAUUGAGCUCCUCCGGAGUCAAAAUGCUGCGAAUGUCAGUUAGCUAAUGGCAGAUUUUUAAAAAAACCUCACCUUGCCUGAUUUUUGGAAGUCUUCCUUUUUGCCUGACAUUGUACAGUGUUUGUGGAAAUGUUUACAAAGCGGUGUCGGACUCAUCUCGGAUGUUAAAAGGUCAAGUGACGCACUAUUACAUUUUCAUUGCUGAAAUACUUGCAUUUUGUAAUCAAUUGCCAAUUGCAAACUGAACAUUUUUGUAGAAACUGACAUUUGGGAAUCAGCUUUCAGCUUCCCAAAUCAUCUCCAUUUUUGUUCAGUGUCCAUUGCCAUUUUUUUUGGUCAGCAGGGCGUCUUGACAUGCACGGAAACCCAU